GCCGCCGUAGUAGACGCCACCACGACGGUUCUCCACGUUCGGCCGUAGUCGCACACACGGCACACACGCAGUAACCGGCGUCCGCGUUCCGAGACUGGUGCCGUGCUAUGCGUUCGCCAACGGUCGUCGUUUCGGGUGGUGCACGGGAUCGUCGUCGGUGCUGCAGUGACGGCGUUUGAUCGCUGCGAAGUCGUCCGCGUUUCACUGCGGAUUAAUCGCGCGCGCCCGCGCACACGCGUGCUAUACAGCUAUUAUUAUAUUUUAUGUUUUUGUGCGUCACACUAGCGAUUCGCCCGUACGUAUUAUUAUAAUAUAGUAUAACACAAUAUAGUAUAACACGUCAUAUGCGGACGAGAUAGUAGCGACGACGACUUACGCGAUUUUAUGCGAUACCGCGGCGGUAAUAUUGAUAAAAUAAUACCUAUUAUAAUACCUGCAACAGAGUUCACGGUAAUAUAAUACGGCGCGGAGCGACACCAUGGCCGAGACGACGAGGAUAGUGUCGGACGACAUGACGGCGACCAGCACAUCGGCGCUCGUCGACCAGACAAUCGUGGCCAAGACGUUCGCCAUGCUCGUCCUGGGUCUGGGCUCGUUCGUGCUGGGCGUCGUGCCCCUGAAGCUGACCAAGUGGUGGCGGAUGGACCCGGCGGCCGCGCCGACGCACCAGGGCGGACACUCGCACGGCGGCGACUCUGCCGCCGGUUCGCCGGUCGUGUCGCUGCUGCUGUGCUUCGGCGGCGGCGUGCUGUUGUUCACCACGUUGCUGCACCUGCAGCCCGAGGUCCGGGAGGGCGUCGGCCGGUUGCAGAAGACCGGGCAGCUGCCCAACGGGGAGGGCACCGAGCACCUGGGCGACCUGAUUUUCUGCGCCGGGUUCUUCAUGGUAUUCAUCGUGGACGAGAUCGUGCACUCGGUGCUGGAUCGGUGCGCGGCCAGUCACGCGGACCGCAGCUCCGCCGAGGAGGUGCUGCACCGGUCCAUGAGCUUGAGGCGGCGGACCAUGUCCAUACCGAGGGCCUCGCUUGCCGGCAGCGGAGGCUCGCCCAGCUCCGUUCCGUCGGUGACCGGCGGCAUGUCGGUGGCCAGCAACAAGGAGCUUCUGCAGAACGAGGUGCCGGGCAAGCCGCACGACAAGCGGUAUCGGCCGUCGGGCUGGGGGUGCGGCACUGCGGCGUCGCCGCCCCCGCGAACCGCACACCGGCAGCGAGUAGACGGCUGUGACGGUGACACCGAGAAACAGAUGAAGCUGGGCGGUGACGGCGGCGGCGGGAUCGACGGUGGCCACUCGUUUCGCGGCCUGUUCACCGUGUUGGCGCUGUCGUUCCACGAGGUGUUCGAGGGCCUGGCCAUAGGGCUGGAGGAGCGCGUCGAUAACGUGUGGUACCUGUUCAUCGCCGUGGCCACGCACAAGCUGGUCAUCGCCUUUUGCAUCGGCCUGGAACUGGCCUGGUCCAAGACCCGGCGGCCCGUGCUCGUCAUGUACGUGGCCACGUUUGCGCUCGUCACGCCCGUGGGCAUCAUCAUCGGCAUGGUGCUAGUGCAGUGCGGCAGCGGCGGCACCGUGGACGGAUCUCCGGGAAGGGUGGCCGUCAUCUUGCAGGGGCUGGCCGCGGGCACUCUGCUGUACGUAGUGUUCUUUGAGGUGCUUGCCAGGCACAAACAGUCGGGAUUCUUGCACUUAUUGUCCAUUAUGUUCGGAUUCAGUAUUUUGCUCGUAUUGCAAUUGAUGACUCAUCAACACAGUCACGGCCCAGUUGACAACAAUCAACAUUCAGAUCACGAUCAUUCAUCACACGAACAUGAACACGAACACGAACACGAACACGUGCACGAUCAUUAGAAUUUCUCAAUUUUUUGAGUUACCAAGUAUUUUAUUAAGCCCAUCGUGAUCUAAGUUUGAUGUAGAUUGUAUUUCGUUAUUAAUUAAGCUAUCAACUAUUUUGUAUUGUUUAUUUAUAUUUAUACAAUAUACGUAUAUAU
Messenger RNA from Melanaphis sacchari, 1983 nucleotides. Its product is annotated as zinc transporter ZIP1-like. The record is from RefSeq and is a predicted model, not a curated record. Gene Ontology annotation, biological process: zinc ion transmembrane transport. Gene Ontology annotation, cellular component: plasma membrane. Gene Ontology annotation, molecular function: zinc ion transmembrane transporter activity. NCBI's taxonomy places the organism in Eukaryota, Metazoa, Arthropoda, Insecta, Hemiptera, Aphididae. The transcript is spliced from 2 exons. The coding region runs from base 479 to 1843 and encodes 454 amino acids.